Molecule: messenger RNA, 702 nt
Organism: Jatropha curcas
Lineage: Eukaryota; Viridiplantae; Streptophyta; Magnoliopsida; Malpighiales; Euphorbiaceae
Gene: HTB2
Product: histone B2
Cellular component (GO): nucleosome
Molecular function (GO): DNA binding; structural constituent of chromatin; protein heterodimerization activity
Source: RefSeq, a predicted model, not a curated record
ACCUUCCUUCAUUUUCAAUUCACUCGUUGUAGAAGAAUCAAAAUUCCUAAAAUCUUCAAAUCUCUUAACGAUUCCGAUGGCACCUAAAGCAGAGAAGAAACCGGCAGAGAAGAAGCCAGCAGAAGAAAAGAAGGCGGAGAAAGCACCGGCUGAGAAAAAGCCAAGAGCCGAGAAGAAGCUGCCAAAAGAAGGUGGCGCUGCCGAUAAGAAGAAGAAACGAUCAAAGAAGAGCGUAGAGACUUACAAGAUCUACAUCUUCAAGGUGUUGAAGCAAGUGCAUCCUGAUAUUGGGAUCUCAAGCAAGGCUAUGGGGAUCAUGAAUAGCUUUAUCAAUGAUAUAUUUGAAAAGCUUGCUCAAGAAUCAGCGCGGCUUGCUAGGUAUAACAAGAAACCUACUAUUACUUCUAGGGAAAUUCAAACGGCGGUCAGGCUUGUUUUGCCUGGUGAGUUGGCUAAGCAUGCUGUUUCAGAAGGUACUAAGGCAGUCACUAAGUUCACUAGCUCUUAGGUUUUGUUUUGGGAUUUUGGGGUUGAAAGUUUGGUCUUUUUAUAUAUAAAGACUGGAUUUUUAUGUUGGUUAGGGUUGUUUAGGUUCUUUUUGGUUUUUGUUUGUUGGUUCCUGUAACUAAUAAUGUAAUGUAGCUCUUUGAAUCAUUAGCAAGUUAAUCUAAUAUAUUUUAUUACGUUUUUUCUUUUCUAUAA